AUGGCUGCCUUGACGGCGAGUGCGGGCCGCCUGUGGAGGCUGCGUGCGGCCAGGGCCGGGGGGCCCUGGCGCGGGCUGUGCGGCGCGGGGCUGCCGCGGGGCUUCCUGCAGCCCGCCUCGGCCGGCGGGGAGGCGGCCCCGCGGCGGCAGGUGGCUCACUUCACUUUCCAGCCCGACCCGGAGUCCCAGGAGCACGGACAAACUCAGAAAAUGAACCUUUUCCAGGCUAUAACAAGUGCUUUGGAUAACUCACUGGCCAAAGAUCCUACUGCAGUAAUAUUUGGUGAAGAUGUUGCCUUUGGUGGAGUCUUUAGAUGUACCGUUGGCUUGCGAGACAAGUAUGGAAAAGAUAGAGUUUUUAACACCCCUUUGUGUGAACAAGGAAUUGUUGGAUUUGGGAUUGGAAUUGCAGUUACUGGUGCUACUGCCAUUGCAGAAAUUCAGUUUGCAGAUUAUAUUUUCCCAGCUUUUGAUCAGAUUGUUAAUGAAGCUGCCAAGUAUCGAUAUCGCUCUGGGGACCUUUUUAAUUGCGGAAGCCUUACCAUCCGUUCCCCUUGGGGCUGUGUUGGCCAUGGGGCUCUCUACCAUUCUCAGAGUCCUGAAGCUUUUUUUGCUCACUGCCCAGGAAUCAAGGUGGUUAUACCCAGAAGCCCUUUCCAGGCCAAGGGACUUCUUUUGUCAUGCAUAGAGGAUAAAAAUCCUUGUAUAUUUUUUGAACCUAAAAUACUUUACAGGGCAGCAGUGGAACAAGUUCCUGUGGAACCAUACAACAUCCCCUUGUCCCAGGCCGAGGUCAUACAGGAAGGGAGUGAUGUUACUCUAGUUGCCUGGGGCACUCAGGUUCAUGUAAUCCGAGAGGUGGCUUCCAUGGCUCAAGAAAAGCUUGGAGUGUCUUGUGAAGUCAUUGAUCUGAGGACUAUACUACCUUGGGAUGUGGACACAGUUUGUAAGUCUGUGAUCAAAACAGGGCGACUGCUAAUCAGUCACGAAGCUCCCUUGACGGGCGGCUUUGCAUCAGAGAUCAGCUCUACAGUUCAGGAAGAAUGCUUUCUGAACCUGGAGGCUCCUAUAUCCAGAGUAUGUGGCUAUGACACACCCUUUCCUCACAUUUUUGAGCCAUUCUAUAUCCCAGACAAAUGGAAAUGCUAUGAUGCCCUUCGAAAGAUGAUCAAUUAUUGA
Messenger RNA from Pipistrellus nathusii (Nathusius's pipistrelle), 1179 nucleotides. NCBI's taxonomy places the organism in Eukaryota, Metazoa, Chordata, Mammalia, Chiroptera, Vespertilionidae. The record is from the annotation of a GenBank genome assembly.